CCUCCAGAGAUGGAAUCCUCAGCCAUCAGUUCCACUCAGAGCGCGUUCACUGUCGCGUUGACAGAAAGACGCGCAAGCAUCAGCCUGAACGCCGCCGCUCAGGACUGCGCGCCCCCCGUGGCGCAUCCCAACACCAGCGCCGCCGCCAAAGUGCUGAAGAGACAGCGCUCCAGCUCACCAGAGCUCCUGCGCUGCAAGCGCCGCCUGAGCUUCAACGGCCUGAGCUACUCCAUCCCGCAGCAGCAGCCCGUGGCCGUGGCCCGGCGCAACGAGAGAGAGCGGAACCGGGUCAAACAGGUCAACAUGGGCUUCCAGACGCUGCGCCAGCACGUGCCCAACGGCGCCGCCAACAAGAAGAUGAGCAAAGUGGAGACCUUGAGGUCGGCGGUUGAGUACAUCAGGGCUUUACAGCAACUUCUGGACGAACACGACGCCGUGUCGGCUGCCUUCCAGUGCGGGUUGCCGUCUCCGACCCUGUCCAACAGCUACUCCGCUGACCCGGAGUCGCCUCACUCCACCUACUCAUCCGACGAGGGCGGAUAUGAGCCUCUGAGCUCCGAGGAACAGGAGCUGUUGGACUUCACGACCUGGUUUGACAGGUACUGAGCGGGACAAGCAUCCAAACUGCGCAGCGCGCGUUUGUGCGUAAAAGCGGCUGAUGUCACAGACUGUACAAAGGCGUCACGUCAGUGCUGCUCCUGGUGCGUGGACUUGAUGUGUUGUGUCUCUGUUAUCAGAGAGAGAGAGAGAGAGAGAGAGAGAGAGGGGGGGGGGGAGGGAGAUAGAGAUAGCGAGAAAGGGAGGGAGGGAGAGCCUCUUGCUGCACGGAGCGCACUGAAGCCAACAAGGAUGGAGCUGGACACGGUGUCACGUUGACACGUGGACGUAACCAAUAAGUGCAAUUAAAACGUGACACGGUGGACUGCUUUGAUGGUGUACAUUUCCCCGUUUGUAUCAUACAGCCAACACCAUAAAGACAUUAUUUUUUUGUAAACAAUGCUCUUGAACAACAUUCACUGCCAUCUGACUGACAGCUCUCGGUGAGGCGGUGUUGGCGCGUGUGCGCCACUGGACAACAGUAUCAAGGCUACAACCUGUGUGUGCCAGACCGUAGUGUAGAAGGCGAGGAGACUUCUAUGAACUGAUGUAUAUGCACUUGUUCUC
This is a messenger RNA of Thalassophryne amazonica, 1164 nucleotides long. RefSeq names its product achaete-scute family bHLH transcription factor 1b (gene ascl1b). Gene Ontology annotation, cellular component: RNA polymerase II transcription regulator complex. The transcript has a single exon. The record is from RefSeq and is a predicted model, not a curated record. The coding region runs from base 10 to 606 and encodes 198 amino acids. Gene Ontology annotation, molecular function: protein dimerization activity; RNA polymerase II transcription regulatory region sequence-specific DNA binding; DNA-binding transcription factor activity, RNA polymerase II-specific. NCBI's taxonomy places the organism in Eukaryota, Metazoa, Chordata, Actinopteri, Batrachoidiformes, Batrachoididae. Gene Ontology annotation, biological process: regulation of neurogenesis; neuron differentiation; sensory organ development.